Messenger RNA from Myodes glareolus (Bank vole), 1341 nucleotides. The record is from RefSeq and is a predicted model, not a curated record. NCBI's taxonomy places the organism in Eukaryota, Metazoa, Chordata, Mammalia, Rodentia, Cricetidae.
AUGCUAAAGGAAAACAAGUGCCUUAAGAUUUACUUCAGUUGUGAGUUACUUUGGUAUGACUCUGACCUUCCAGAAACAGCUUAUGGGAAGAAAGUUUUAGAUCUUGAUUUUGGUCGAUCCAGUAGAAAGCUUCGAGAAAAAUAUGGAGACGUGUUCACAGUGCACCUGGGACCGAGGCCCGUGGUCAUGCUGUAUGGGGCAGAGGCCAUAAGGGAGGCUCUGGUGGACCAAGCAGAGGCUUUCUCUGGCCGGGGGACAAUUGCUGUGGUUCAACCAGUCUUCAAGGACUAUGGUGUGAUCUUUGCCAAUGGGGAACGCUGGAAGGCCCUUCGGCGAUUCUCUCUGGCCACCAUGAGAGACUUUGGGAUGGGAAAGCGGAGUGUGGAGGAGCGGAUUCAGGAGGAGGCCCAAUGUCUGGUGGAGGAGCUGAGGAAAUCCCAGGGAGCCUCCCUGGACCCCACCUUCCUCUUCCAGUGCAUCACAGCCAACAUCAUCUGCUCCAUUGUCUUUGGAGAGCGCUUUGACUACAAAGACCGCCAGUUCCUGCGCCUGUUGGACCUGUUCUAUCAGACCUUCUCGCUUGCCAGCUCAUUCUCCAGCCAGGUGUUUGAGCUCUUCUCUGGUUUCCUGAAGUACUUUCCUGGUACACACAUACAAGUCUCCAAAAACCUGCAGGAAGUCCUUGACUACAUUGGCCACAGUGUGGAGAAGCACAGGGCAACCUUGGACCCCAACAGUCCUAGAGACUUCAUUGAUACCUACCUUCUACGCAUGGAGAAGGAGAAGAACAACCAACACACGGAGUUCCAUCACCAGAACCUCAUGAUGUCUGUACUAUCUCUCUUCUUUGCUGGCACUGAGACCAGCAGCACCACGCUCCGCUAUGGCUUCCUUCUCAUGCUCAAAUAUCCCCAUGUUGCAGAGAAAGUCCAAAAGGAGAUCGACCAGGUGAUUGGCUCACAUCGCCCACCCAACCUUGAUGACCGCACCAAAAUGCCUUACACAGAUGCGGUCAUCCACGAGAUUCAGAGAUUUUCAGAUCUCGUCCCGAUUGGAGUGCCACACAAAGUCACCAAAGACACUUUGUUCCGAGGGUACCUGCUCCCCAAGAACACUGAAGUGUACCCCAUCCUGAGUUCAGCUCUCCAUGACCCACGGUACUUUGAACAACCAGACACCUUCAAUCCUGACCACUUCCUGGAUGCCAAUGGGGAUCUGAAGAAAAUUGAAGCUUUUAUACCCUUUUCUACAGUUUUCUUCUGGAAAAUUGCACUUCCCCUGUCUUCCUGUUCCACUUUGCUCCUUAUUACCGUGGACUUGAAUCAGAGCGGUAGGCGGUAA